Mizuhopecten yessoensis (Yesso scallop) is the source of this 864-nucleotide messenger RNA. RefSeq lists its product as uncharacterized. NCBI's taxonomy places the organism in Eukaryota, Metazoa, Mollusca, Bivalvia, Pectinida, Pectinidae. Bases 64 to 672 code for a protein of 202 amino acids. The transcript is spliced from 5 exons. The record is from RefSeq and is a predicted model, not a curated record.
AGGCGGAGAUGAUCAGUCUCUCCCCUGAAAUUAUCUUUUUGUAUUAAUACCUGGAUUACCACAAUGGAUAUCAAAUUAUUCUUGAUAUAUGUUGUAAUGAUGAGCGCAGUGCACCGAGGUCCUGCUGUAUAUCGGGACCUUACGUGCGUGGAGCUAGAGCCUGGAUACACCAAAAGAUUCUUCCAGUACUUCACCGCAACAGAAAUUGAGAAAGUUUGUCCAACAUCUGCCGAUUUGACUUGGCGAAUUGGAAAUGAGGUAUUCUGCACCCUUCUCUGUGUGCUUCUAACCCUGCUGUUGGGCUAUGCGCCGUCGAUCAGAAAGAGCGCCAAAGAGAGAUGGUCGGCCAUGGUUUUAAUGGUCCGCGCAUGGUGGAAUCGGCCUUCACGCUGUCGUCACUGCGGUACUGUCCCAUGCCAGGUCAAAAGGAGGUCAUUUUGGAAGCCUUCUGGAAGUCGCAAGAGGGACAAAGCCAAUUUCGCCAAGCGGUCAGAAGCCAUGAUGUUGUUUAACUACGGACUAGAGCUGUCCGUGGUACUGACCAAAGAGCUGCCACAGGAUAACCUGUACUGGGAGAGGAAGUUCUGUCAGCGAUUUGAGGAGGCACACAUGGUUCUGUUCCCACUGUGCAUCCAGCGUCAGAUCAACUACUGGUACCCCGUCCCUCGCUAGGUUGAUUCCACCAGGCAUCGUGAAGAAUAUCGAUAUCAGUCGAUUAUGGAACGGAAGUUGACAAAUUGAACGUCAUCGAUCUUGUAUGAUGGUGGCAUAUCGAUCUCAUCCUCGAUCUGAUGUACAUUCGUUGCACUUUUGACCAAUAUUGGUCAUAGCUAGAUUGUAUUUAUGCUUGCUAUAUAUUUAUGA